GUCAUCAGUGGGGGCAUCUCCACGACUAGUCUAUUAAGAAUGACAGCUCAAAAGGCAGGGAGAGAGCGAGGGUGAAUGGUGAUCCCUCCCUGAGCUCCUUCUCUGCACUCUGGAGCACUCUCCUCUGAGGGUCAGACCGGAUUUCAGCCCCUCUUUUUUUCAGAACCCUCCCUUCAUCCUGCGAGCAAACUCUCCCACCCGCCUCCAGCUCCAGCGCCAUCAUCCCCACAGCUUCACGCCCCUCCAACCUGACACUCGUCGUUUGGACUCACGCUCUCCCGCAACCAGGAGGCUUAUUUCCCCCCUUGUGAUGGAAACGAGAAAGGAAGAAGCGCGGCUGGCGGAGGGGGGUCCGUUUGGUAAGAACGACUCAAGUAUGUCAAAAGGUACCGGGAGCCCUGUGCGGGAGCAGCAGGGGAAGCCGGGCUACAGGAGGUGUAUCAGCCCCGGAGAUGGGGCAUUUACCCGGGCCAGAACGGAGCCGGGGGCGGAGGAGACCGUGCGGAGGAAUUUUUGCGCCGACGGAAGGCCGGUUGGCCGCGCUUCGUCCGUGGAGAAGCACCGGUGCGACAAGCCACGCAGGGACGGCAGCAGCUCAGACACCGAGUCCGACUUCUAUGAAGAAAUAGACGUGAGCUGCACGCCUGAGAGCAUGGACUACCCAACUACUAAAGGUCAAAUGGAAGAUUCUCCAGGUCGCCGGAGUGACCUGGGAGCUGACCCGGGUAAGACGGUGUCCGGUCAAAGCACUCUGUCUUAUGCGGCGGACCAGAUUCGUCGGUACCGAACCGCCUUCACACGGGAGCAGAUCGCCCGGCUGGAGAAGGAGUUUUAUCGGGAGAACUACGUGUCCAGGCCGAGGAGAUGUGAACUUGCGGCUGCAUUGAAUCUUCCUGAAACCACCAUCAAAGUGUGGUUUCAAAACCGAAGAAUGAAGGACAAGCGUCAGCGUUUGGCCAUGACAUGGCCUCACCCAGCCGACCCAGCCUUCUAUACCUACAUGAUGAGCCACGCUGCGGCCACUGGCAACCUGCCAUACGCCUUUCCAUCUCACAUGCCUCUUCCCUACUACUCCCCCCUAGGUGUUGGUGCUGGCUCAGCUCCUGCUGCCACCCCUUUCUCAAGCCCCUUGCGCACUCUCGAUAGUUUCCGAGUCCUGUCUCACCCCUACCAGAGGCCGGAGCUGCUGUGCGCCUUCAGACAUCCAUCCAUGUACACUGCACCGACCCACGGCCUCGGUCCUGGAGGGAGUCCCUGCUCCUGCCUUGCAUGCCACUCCGCUCAAUCCAAUGGCUUGUCAGCCAGGCCCUCUGGCUCGGACUUCACUUGUUCCCCAACAAGCAGGACAGAAACUUUUGUCACUUUUACUCCUUCAGUGCUCAGCAAAUCCUCAUCUGUCACACUGGACCAGAGGGAAGAAGUCCCUCUGACCAGAUAAAAAAAGAAAGCCUCAACCAUCUCAGACAACAUGACUUAGCGUAUGAACGCACAACCGAACUGCUGUUUUUGUAAUAUAUGAAUCCCAUUGCAGGACUGUGGGUUGACCGCAUGGAAAAAUAUUUAAAAAAAAACUAUAAAAAUUAUUCGGGGCUUGGGAAGGGAGGGUGCAUUAUUACAACUUAAAAUCUCCACAAAUGUUUGCAUCAACAUUUCUAUGAUUUAUAUCUUUUACGCACCCAUUUUCAUUUCUGGUGCAAGAUGCCUCCCAAAUAUAUGUAUUUUAACAGGCUGCAGUCUCAUUAUACUGCAGCCCCGCACCUUGGAGCCCAGCGACGGCCGCGCGGGCCUGAAAGAUGCAGAUUUAAGUCAAAUUAUCCAGGGAUGGAUGUGGGGGGAAUUUUGACUUCUGAAAUAAUUAUAAAACCAGAAGGGAUCGCUCUCAAAAGGUAACAAGGCGUCGGGGGAACGGAUUAAAGCAGACCAGAUUGACACAAAACCCUGCAAAAAAAAAAAAAAAAAAAAAAAACGGGGGAGGAGGACAAUCAGAGCAAAAAUAAAAAAAAUCCGAGCAUUUCUGUCCAACGAGCUUUUAUAUAUUUUUUUUUCUGCUGGAUGCAUUUUUAAGCAUGAUUAAAAUGCUUAAAAUUUGAUUAAACGUCUAAAUAAUGCAUUUCGUAGCUAAAAUAACAAGUUUGUUGCAUCUUGUAAACAGGUUUCUUAUUUGUAUGUUUUAAAAAGUUGUAUUUUAAACGGCCCAUUCCUUUUUUUAUUUACAAUAAAUUAUGUUUGAGUCAGUGGA
Molecule: messenger RNA, 2239 nt
Organism: Oryzias latipes (Japanese medaka)
Lineage: Eukaryota; Metazoa; Chordata; Actinopteri; Beloniformes; Adrianichthyidae
Gene: evx1
Product: even-skipped homeobox 1
Biological process (GO): regulation of transcription by RNA polymerase II
Cellular component (GO): nucleus
Molecular function (GO): DNA-binding transcription factor activity, RNA polymerase II-specific; RNA polymerase II cis-regulatory region sequence-specific DNA binding
Source: RefSeq, a predicted model, not a curated record